GCACGUGAGUGUGUGUGUACAAAUACACACACGCACUUCGACGUACAAAUGGAGGAAAGAGUGCUCAGUACGCUGGCAAAAUGCAUUCUUCCAUCAAAGCUGUUGAUUCAUUCUGUACUCAGACUUUGAAGGUUUGAGUCCUCCUUUAGGUUACAAAAUGGAGCUUUUCAAGGACUGCCCAUAUUGACACCGUAUAGCAACAGGUACCAGCUCCGAAUGAAUACCCCACCACACACACACACACACACACGCAAGCAUUUACACAUACCGUUUCUGUAUUGCAGUCGCACUGAUGAUUUCUGUAAGAAACAGCUGCCAAAAUUUUCCUCAGUAAACUUUUCAUAGUCUUUCAAAAUAAGGAACCCUCGUUUUAAAUUAUCUCUCAAGACAAUAUAUAUUCUCUCGUAAGGACAGGAUGUCCCUAGCUUUUUGUGAACUGAUAAGACGAAUAAGGAAGCCUUACUUCCAACGACUGCUAGAGACUUCUUAAUCAUUGCAUAUCCAGGAUGCUGGAUCUGUGAAAUACUUCUAAUCAGCUGCUUCAGUAUCGUACAAUCUGCUGAAGUAUGAAUCCAGGGCUUUUCAACGACGAUAACACAAAACUACAUCAACAAAUGUGUUGACAGCUUUACUCGUUGACGAAUUCAGAAGUCUUCUUAUUACAAGUCGGAUGUUAAAAGUUGAAAAGGAAGAAAGAAAAACCACAAAAAAAAAAAAAAAAACGAGUUACUAAACAACACCCCGCCCCUACUUAGAUGGUCUUGUGACUCAAAAAUAUAAAUUUACAACAAAACGAAUAAAUAAGGCAGCCUUUUUUUUUUUACGGAUUCGCAGGCGAGAACAGGAAAACAAGUGCAGCGAGCAAAUCAAAUUUGAAGUCAAUUAUAAUUAUGAAAUGUUACUUUUUACGUAAAUAUUUAUGCAGAAAACCAUUUAGGCGCACUUUGCCAACAUGAGGUGUGUGUGUGUGUAUGAUAAAGAGAGAGAGAGAGAGAGAGAAAGGGGGAAGUGUAUAUGGUAGCAUGCUCCACGGUAUUUCCGAUGGAUAAGGCUCUCCUUGGGAGUAUUAUGUGUUAUCGCUCGUUCACUGACCACCUCCAUAAAAUACGAAAAUACAACUCGAACCGACGAGCGAACAAUCGACUCCUAUGUGGUCGUUAGACCUGCUAGAAGUUAUAGCCAAAUCUCCUUCAGAUCGCACCCUACAAUAUCGGCUUGACUCGCUUUUGGCCAUAGUUCUGCUCGAUCAGGGCCAACCUGAGGUUAGCAGCAAAAAUGCAAAUGUUUAUCGAGUCAACAGAAAGGGCCUCUCUAUGCGGCCGCUCAAGUUGCAAAGAGUAUAGCAUUCAACUCUCCAUCGAAGUACAUCCUGCCAAAUAUCUUUAAAAAGCUAAAAAUACAUUGGAUAAUAUCAGCUUGAAUACUCGAUAUAUAGACCAGCGAAAACCCAACAAACAAAAUAACACACACACAUAUAUAUAUACAGACAGAGGCAAGAGAGAGCCAAAAGUCUGGAGAGGAUUGAAGAAUCAAGUCUUCAUGUUUAACGCGCGCACACACACACACGGUUUUUAUUUGAAGCUGUAUCGACAAAUGACGAUUCCGAGUUCCGAAUUGACAACCACAAAACAACAACAAUUGAUGACCGAAGCUUUGAGCGAGGAAGCCCAUUGCAAGUUACUGAGGAAUUUGUUGAAAAUUACAACAAAGUUAAGAAUUUAGAAGAACAGAAGAAAUAUCAUGCAAGGGCAGUUCAAAUGCUUCUUAGAAUCAAAUGGAAUGUGGGUUUGUCAAAUUCUGGUUUUCGAAAAGAUGCCAAUGUCAGUUCAGCAUGGUCAGAGUUGAUUCUGUUAUUGAAAUGCAAAGGAGAUAUUCAACAAGAGUGUCUGGGUCUUCUGCUGAUGUCACUGAAACUGGUUCCCGUUGACUGCAACCUUGUACCAUUGCUGCUGUUGCUGGCAGACACCCUGUUGUCCCUGUUGAGUGCACACUUCACCCAGCAGUCGUUCCUCAGAGAAACUCACAUGAAACAACUGAAGGUUUGUCAACUUGUCUUCAUGCGCUUGUAUUAUCACAAAAUGGCCAACCACCUUGAUGGAUGGCAAGAAGUGAAGAAAAGAUUACAUUCUUACUUUGCCAGCUUCUCUGAUUUCGCCUCCUUCUACACCAAGCAUCCAGAUGCCCACUUGUUGUUCAGAUUUAUUAUACAAGUUGCUGACAUCAUCUUGGUUGAUGAUGAUCUUGAAAAUGACACAAAUUAUGAGUUCUUUUCUCAUAAUUUCAAAACAGAUUUACUCCCACCAGCUCUGCUGAGUAAGGUCGAAAGCGAUUCACCUCCCCCUGAAAUCUCUUGUCCCUCCCGUCACAGUUCAUGGGUGAGUAAGAGCAUGCAUGAACUUAGUGCUCCUUUAUGGCAUGCCUUAAAUGUUUGGAAAUACCAAACAUUGUGUUCCGGGGAUGGAAUGAUCAGAGAUACAAUGAACAAGAAGGAACUGUAUUUUGUUGACUCUCUUUCCUCGUUGAUACAAUGCACUUUUAAUCUGGACACAGCUUCUUGCUGGGUCGACUACGUUGUUGCCUUAAACGUGUUAGCUGAAGCAGCAAAGAGGAACUUCACAGUUCUAAGUAUCCUUCAAUAUUUAGCAUUUUGUAGCAUAUGUAAAAAUGGUUGGCAAAAUACGAGAGAAGAUGGUUCCCAAAGACACUCAGCAGGAUUUGAAGACAGAAAUCAAGUUAAAACCAAAGAACCGAAAGAAACGGAGAAUGAUUUUAAACGUAUUUCACAUGGAACAUCACAGAGUUGCUUCUACAAAAGAAACGAAAUCUUUGGUGAUUCGAAGGAAUCUGAUAACAAGGUGUCUGCAGAAACGGAAGAAUACGGUUUUGGUUUUUGGCCGUGGGACAUCAUCUUCAUUUAUACAGAGCUUCUUGGUGAUGUUCUUCUAAAUGGCAGUACUUCACACAUUCAGAAGAGGGCACUUAUGGGAGAUAACUGCAAACUAAUGGAGGAGUCUUGCUACAAAAGACAGCAACAAUUUCAACUCAAGUCAGAUUUAAACUUCCAAAUUGACACCAUUCAUAAUUUGUGUGGUGUCAGCCUGCUUGAACUCACUCACUUCAAAUCUCCACAUGAGAUAUCUAUGGAAUCCGCAGAUGAAGACAACUGGAACUGGAGAAUACGCCUGGGAGCAAUUCAGGCUCUGAUGAGGGUCUACUAUUGUUUGUUAGAGGAACCAACCAGAGAGGUCUUGUUAACAACGCUAUGGACUAUACUGCUGCAGGUGAACCAGACUGAACGGAAUCCUUGUGUUUUGGAAGCGCUACAUUCUAACUUUUUUUAUUCUACAAGGAAGACAGCCCUGUCUUUUAGGCAGACUUCACUCCAUAACUUCAUGUCACACAUGGCUGACAACUUGGUCGAGAUUUAUUUACUAGAAUCAUGUGGCAGCAAGGAACAGCAGAAAGAACAAGAACAACAUCAGCAACGACAACAACAACAACAACAACAAAUCACAAACAGAAACAGUUUGACCCAGAAAUUAAAUGAGAACAAAUUAUCAAUAUUUGAUCAAAGGAAAUCCAUUUUUCCUCCGAGAAGGAAAAAUGUCCAGACAAGACGUUUCCAAAGUUACAGAACAAGAACAUCUUUGAAUUUACAAGAAGUCAUAAAAGAUCAGUGGAACAAUGAAAACCCAGGUGACCUUUGGGAAGAUCUACAGGAUGUUUAGUCCUGCAACUCUGAUAAAAAUGUAAAAUAGACACACUGGAUGUACACUAAGGAGAAGAACAUUCCACAAGAAAACGUGUUCAUGGGUCGGGGUAGUGGUAUGCGUUAUAAUUAUUCAUGAAGCAAGGGAAAUGGGGAAGGCUAUUGUGCAGCAGCUGCAAAACCUGCUUUAUAUAUAUAUAUCGACACACAAAACAUUUCUAACACGAGUAUCACAGAUUGUCUUGUUAUUUGGUGAGCACUUGGACUAAAUAUUGCAAUUGCACAAGAUUUAUCAAUGAAAUAGAUUUAUUCUUAUUUAUAUAUAUAUAAAAAUUAGACAGUAAUGUUGUUGAAAACAACCAACCAAAGUUCAAACUACAAAUUAAACACUUUUUUUUGUUUAUAUUUAGCACAGACGGAGGGGUGGGGCGGAUAGGUGAAACUGUCUUUUCUCAAACAUUGAAGGGAAUAAAAAAAAUCUCAAUUGUAAUAUUUCUAAAAUACGAGGAAAAACAAAAGUUAAACAAAAGAAGAUACUACUGAAAUGUGUAUUUCUCUUUUACUUGCUUCAGCCAUAAGACUGGUCAUGCUGGGGCAGCGCUUUGAUGAAUUUUAGUCAAAAGAAUUGACCCCCAGGACUUUUUUUUCUUAAAGCAAUUGAGAAAUUAUUUUAGCAAAUGAAUGCUGUGUAGGAAUUUUGAUUGCUGAACAGUGAUGCAUAAUAAUCCUUUGUUAUAGGCACAAGGCCAGCAAUUUUGACAAGGGGGUGGGUGUGAUUAACUGUAUAUAUUGGACCUUAGUACUUGAAUCGGUUACAUCCACAGUUUUUUCUAUUCAGUAUCUAUAAAAUUCUAUAUCAAAUUUA
Molecule: messenger RNA, 4574 nt
Organism: Octopus sinensis (East Asian common octopus)
Lineage: Eukaryota; Metazoa; Mollusca; Cephalopoda; Octopoda; Octopodidae
Exons: 16
Coding region: 1758-3728 (656 amino acids)
Source: RefSeq, a predicted model, not a curated record